Humulus lupulus (European hop) is the source of this 414-nucleotide messenger RNA. Its product is annotated as auxin-responsive protein SAUR21-like. The transcript has a single exon. Gene Ontology annotation, biological process: response to auxin. NCBI's taxonomy places the organism in Eukaryota, Viridiplantae, Streptophyta, Magnoliopsida, Rosales, Cannabaceae. The record is from RefSeq and is a predicted model, not a curated record. Bases 53 to 349 code for a protein of 98 amino acids.
UUUUUGUGAACUCUAAUACUUAUUCUAAAGAAAAACAUAAAAGAAGAUCAACAUGGCAUUUGGAUUGUCCGGCUUUGUUCAGGGUAAGAAGGCUCUCCGAAGAUCACUUUCAGGCACCAAAGAAGUAACCUUGAAGUCUGCAACCAUUCCAAAAGGCUGCUUAGCUAUCUAUGUUGGAGAAGAUCAAAAGAAGCGUUAUGUAGUACCUCUUUCGUACCUAAAUGAGCCUGCAUUUCAAGACUUGCUGAGUAUGGCAGAAGAAGAAUUUGGAUAUGAGCAUCCGAUGGGUGGACUCACAAUUCCAUGCAGAGAAGACAUCUUCAUUGAUAUCACCUCACAGUUGAAUUGACUGUAAUUUGUAGCUCUGACAUAGAUUCACAGAAACAAUUUUGUAGAUGAUAUACUUUUACCCUU